Solanum stenotomum is the source of this 828-nucleotide messenger RNA. RefSeq lists its product as uncharacterized. NCBI's taxonomy places the organism in Eukaryota, Viridiplantae, Streptophyta, Magnoliopsida, Solanales, Solanaceae. The transcript is spliced from 3 exons. The record is from RefSeq and is a predicted model, not a curated record. Bases 1 to 828 code for a protein of 275 amino acids.
AUGACUACUCGAAGAGCUUUUGAUAGAAAGACUGAGGGAGAAAAUGAAGGUCAAGGAGCUCCUCCUCAAACUCUGGUUGACCCUUUGGCUGAGCAAGUGACUAAUGUGGUGUUUAGGACUGCUUUUCAAGUGUUGGAUCAAGCUGUGACGGCCCAAGUCGACAGGCAGGUUGUGAACCAUAUGAACCCAAAGUGGGCAAAAGUGCUUGAGUCCAUUAAUCUUCGACAAGGAAAUAUGAUUGUGAAGGAAUAUACUUUGAGGUUUACUCAAUUGUUGAAAUAUGCUCCUUCUAUAGUUGCCGACUCUAGGGCAAGGAUAAGCAAGUUUAUUUUGGGUUUCUCGGAAUUGGUAGUGAAAGAGUGUCGUUGGGCUAUGCUUGUCCAUAACAUGGAAAUUGCUCGUCUUUUGACUCAUGCCCAAAAUAUUGAAGAGGAGAAACUUAAGGAAAGAUCUAGGCAGAACAAGAGGCUUAGAAAUGGUGAUGGUAAUUUCUCUUAUGCAAGAUCCGAUGGAAAUAGUCAUCCUAGAUAUAGACAAAGUUUUUUCGGGCAAGGUUCCUCCAAUGCUCCUAAGUUCAACAAAGAUCGGGUGUCUUACCCUAAACCUCAAGGAGGAAAUGGCAGUGGGUCUUCAUUGCCAAAUUGUGCUAAGUGUGGAAUGAAUCAUGGAGGUAAAUGUCUAGCGGGUCCAAUGCUUGUUUUGGCUGUGAUGUCUAAUUCAGGUGGUGAUGAGGAAAGGGCUUGUUUAGAAGCCGAGGUCAAAGGAAGGAACGACUUCACCCUUCAAGCUAUGCACCAACAAUUUGAGAGAUGGACCCUUCAAUUUUAA